Galeopterus variegatus (Sunda flying lemur) is the source of this 1939-nucleotide messenger RNA. It is a transcript of the gene TXNL4B, whose product is annotated as thioredoxin-like 4B. Gene Ontology annotation, cellular component: U5 snRNP; U4/U6 x U5 tri-snRNP complex; spliceosomal complex. The transcript is spliced from 4 exons. The record is from RefSeq and is a predicted model, not a curated record. Gene Ontology annotation, biological process: mRNA splicing, via spliceosome. Bases 344 to 793 code for a protein of 149 amino acids. NCBI's taxonomy places the organism in Eukaryota, Metazoa, Chordata, Mammalia, Dermoptera, Cynocephalidae.
CCGGGCUUGCGGUGAUAGUCGGUCAAAGUGGACGAAGACCAGAAUAGUCUCUUUUGUUUAUUGGACUGUUGAGCAGGGGCGCCCAGCGACCGCACGUUGAUCUUCUGCGCCUAUGCGUUUUCUUUUUCCGUUUCCUUCUCAGAGUGGUCCCACGAGGGUUGCUAGGCAACAUCCCCUGGAUUGUUUUGGAUUAGAGUCUCUGCGCUGUUUCGGGCCCGAGAAAGGAGCCGCUACCGUCCUGCUCUUCCGUGAAGGGGUCAGGGUUGCUGAUGGCCCUGCAGUGGAGGGGACUUGACUUGCACGACUAAAGAUUGACAGUGAAGAUUAACAUUUGAAUUUCAGGAUGAGCUUUCUGUUGCCCAAGCUGACUAGCAAAAAAGAAGUAGAUCAGGCAAUAAAAAGCACUGCAGAGAAGGUGUUGGUUCUCAGGUUUGGGAGAGAUGAAGAUCCUGUCUGCCUGCAGCUAGAUGACAUUCUUUCUAAGACCUCUUCUGACUUAAGUAAAAUGGCUACUAUAUACCUGGUAGAUGUGGACCAAACUCCAGUUUAUACACAGUAUUUUGACAUCAGUUAUAUUCCAUCUACUGUAUUUUUCUUCAAUGGGCAACAUAUGAAAGUGGAUUAUGGAUCUCCAGAUCACACCAAGUUUGUAGGAAGUUUCAAAACCAAACAAGAUUUCAUAGAUUUGAUUGAAGUAAUCUAUCGAGGAGCAAUGAGGGGAAAACUUAUUGUCCAAAGUCCUAUUGAUCCCAAGAAUAUUCCCAAAUAUGACCUUCUCUAUCAAGACAUUUAGCACAGUGACUGCUGUCAGAGAUGAAGAGGGGCACAUCUGGAAAUGGUGCCUAAAUCCAGCAGUGCUGUUUUUCUGGGGUCCUUCGGAAACAUCUUCAGCAUCGCAGCAGAAAAGAGGUUUGACUUGUAUGUAAAAAUACCCGGCCCCUGAGUGGAAGAGCACACUGGCAGUCUGAUGAUCUGGGAUGCCUCAGCGUCUGCUCCCUGCCAGCUGCAGAGCAGUCAAGUCAAUGGUGGUGUCUCCCAGGGUGAUUUUUUAAACUUCUCUUUAUAGUGUGCUUUUCUUUAUCCCUUAAGAUAAUAAAGAAUCCUCUUAAAUAUUAGCUACCACAAUUUGAGGUAACCAUUUUUAUUUGAUAUACAAGUAAAAUGGAAAAUCAAUUCCCAUAGAGCAAAAAUACUUAAUUUUUACCCUAGAUGCACACACACACACCCUCACCUGUUCCUCUGCUCAUAUGUUCCUUAUGCUCUCCUAUCUCCUGUUCUUAUUACCCCAGUUUCUCUUGGAAUAAAUAAUUCCCUACUGAUAGCAGGCAAAUAUGUUUUAUUUUGGAAACUUUCUGGCUUAAACUUAUAAAACACUGUCCUGGUUGACUCAUUUUACUAGCUUUUAUGUUAUUAAAUUGCCCAAGAAGUGAGAAUUGAGCCUUCACUAUGAAGCAUCCAGUUUGAUCUACACAAGGAAUUGACUACCCUUAGUAAGCAGGAGCAGAUCUCUUCCAGAAGUCAGAGUUGCUGCCUUUUCCUGAGGCAGAAAAUUGUAUUUCAAGGGCUGAAGACUGAAAAGAUGUCAGAAUUGUUGGAAAGAAAUACCACAUUGAUGAGAUUUGCCUGUUUUCAUAACUUUAUGAAGAAUUCUUGCUCUUCCAGGGCCCCCGGCACAACCGUGGGCAAGUCCCUGCUCCUCUCAAAACCUCUGUUUUUUCCUCUCCCCCACUCCCUGCCUUUGAUUAUAAUCAUGAUGUGUGGAGACACAGCAGCCACCUUAGUAUCAUGAGGCAACCAGCAUCAGGAGGAAAAAUCAGUAUGCCGAGAGUGAUGAUGAAGGGAGCCUUGUCCCUGAUGAGGUGUUAAACUCCCGAGUGAACUCUGGACCUGCCUCCCUCCAGGCUUCUUUGAAACAAUAAAAUGUCUUCAUUGCCUGUCA